AUGGACUAUUUUCAGGAUGAUGCAUUAAAAAAAGAUGAUGGAGAAUACAUAUACUGUCUUAUAAGAAGUAGGGAUGACCCCAAAGCAGCCUACAAUCCAUAUGAUCUUCAAGUGGUCUCUGCAAAUAUGGCUAGACGAAGUAAAGAAUAUUGGACUAUUAGUGCCUCAUAUGUAUCCAAGUUCACUUCAGUGUGUGGAAAGCAUGAAAUGGAAAUAACUCCAGUGAUGGAAUGGUUAUAUGAAAGGCAACUUUAUAAUGUGUUACAUAACAUGGAUUUAUAUUUUAAUUUCAGAAUGAUAUUGUAUAAGCAACUAUUUUUUGCUGAUGAGAUACUGCAAAGUUGCUUACUUCAUCUCCAAACUUUGUGUAUAGAUGUGAGUAAUUCAGAGAAGCCCAGAUCAUCUGAAAAAACAACUAUAAAUUUCAUAAAGAUAAAUACGGCUUAUACCUACACAUUGGAUGAAUUUUGUGAGGAACAAUAUCAACAGAGUCAACAUGCUUUAUCUCAACUCCAAAGUUUUAAAGAUAAAGUAAUCAAAGUAAUUCAGGCCUGCUUUUUAAAAGUAGCAAAAAUGAAAGGAGCAGAAACACUUUUUCAGCCUUCACUGUAUGAUUUAAAAGAGAAACCAAAAUACUUUGAGAUAGCUGAAUGGCGGCACAUUAUGGAACGCUUUUCUAAGUUUCUUAAGCUUGUAGAUAGAAUCUUUCAAGAAUUUCUUCGCAGAUUGGUAAACAAUGCCAUAAAUACUCUUUUGGAGAUAUUUAAAGGUUCCAGUAAUAUGACCAUUUCAAAAAAGAAGACAAAUGAAAGCCUUAUGAGAACAUAUAAAAAUUCAAUUGAGAAAGCACUUUUCUUAUUGACUGAAAACAGAUGCCUGUGGGUAUAUGAAAAUGAGCAUUUUGAAGGCACUCAGAAAUUAUUGCACCGUUCAAAGGAAACAGAAGCACAACAUGAAAUUGUUACUGUCAGUGAUAUAGACAAGGUCCUAGAAGAAGUGAAAAGGCAACUAAAAGGAGAAGAGGAAUAUUUCCCAAUAUUUAAAAUAAAUAUUUGUCUGAGAAUUCCCUAUGAAAAGGAGCAUCGUAGAAAAUAUUACCAAAAUGAUGAUGAUUAUAUUUCAGAAUCUUCAGCAGAAUCUUUGAAAGAAAUAUUAGACUUUGAUGAAGUUUUGAGCAGCUCAUCUGAAGAUGAUAGCAAACAUGAAGAAAGAUCAGAAAGCACUACAGAAGAUUUGGGUACCUUCAGGAAUGAAGAAAAACUAAGGCCAUUGAGAAAAGGGGCCAUCUCUGAUUCAGAUAAACAGCUAAUCACAUAUGAGAGCUCUCUACAGUUCUCUACAGAUGUAUCACUGAUUCCUAACAGAAAAAGUUUUUCAAUACAAUUACAAGGGAUUGUAGAUGGAUUAGAAAACAUCAUUGAUCAAGUUACACCAUUUUCUCAGGAUUCUCGACUUUCAAUCUUCAUUGAUCAGUCUUUACAUAAAAUAAUGCAGCAAUGUGAAGAUUACACAGAUUUUGAACCAGGACAUUAUCAAUCAACAUGGCCAAACUGUGAUCUUAUUCUUGGGACAGAUCCAGAUUACCAAAAUAAAAUUCUGGAGCUUUUAUCUCUUCAGAGUUCUUCACUGGCCCGAGUAGAAUCUUACAGCAGAAACUUUAUGGAAUAUUGCAGUAUGGUAGAUAAAGCAAAAUAUACAAAUGAUAAAAUGGUAGCAUUGGAAAGAGAGUUGACUACAAAGGAGUUUAGAAAUAUUCUAGAAAAUUAUACAGUUGAUGUAAAGGAGAUUGUAUGUAUGCUUAUUGAGAAACGCAUCUCUCUGUUUAGAGUAAACAGUUUGAACUUUCAGACAGACUGCCUGCCAUAUUUUGAGGGUCUGCUUAAGACUAUUCAUUUUCAUUUUUAUACAGCAAUUGAUACAAAGAAUGUGCAUCUUGUUGAAGUCACUCAGUCAGCGGUAGCAAAGUUGAACAAAGAACUAGUAACAGUGGAUGGAUUUGUUGAACAUUUGCUAUAUCUUCAGGAAAUUUCCUCACAACUACCAAAUAUAAAGGUUGAAUAUCACUACCUUUCUGAGCUCCACUUCAUUGCAAAUGAUUAUAACAUCUUUCUCCCACACCAGCAGCUUGCUCUCUAUCAAACUGUUGUGCGAACACUCCAGAAUCUUCAAUCAACUAUCCUUAUCUGUGAAAAAAUGAAGGAUGAUUAUGUUAUCAAGUUUAAUGAAAGCUUGGGAGAAUUUAUGGAUAAUUUACAAGUUGAAAUGAAAGAAUACAAAAGCAAGGUGAGAAAUCCUGUCCUUCUCCUCAGUGAAACCCUGCCUAAGACAGCUAAAGAAAUGAUUGAAAAUCUUAUUGAAGAAGCAGGAAUUAUCAGUGAGAAAAUUUUAAAUUAUGCAAAUUACCAGCACGUGCUUGAUGGUGCCAUUGGUGACAUGAAAUCAUUGUCUGUGGAAAAACUGUCUCACAGAAGUCAGGCUGGAGAUUCUCAGAGAGUGAAUGCUGAACUCUCAGAAAUUGAAGGUGAACUACAGUUACGUAAAUUGUUAUGGGACUCACAUGAAGAUUGGGCAAAACUUAUCUUUAAGUGGAAACAUACAAUCUUUUGGAAUCUUGAUGUAGAUGUAAUUCAAAGUGAAGUUAACAGAUUCAUGCAGAGAAUUCAUAUUCUUGAAAAAGGCUUGCCAGAAAAUACUAUUUUACCCAUUAUGAAGAAAUCCUUGUUGGAUUUUAAGGAAUCCUUGCCUAUAAUCAUAUCUUUACGGAAUCCUAGUCUUCAACGAAGGCAUUGGGAAACAAUACAGAAUAUUGUUGGAGAGGCAAUUUCUUGGGAUAAAAGACUUACUCUGGAGAAGAUCCUGGAACUCAAUAUGUUUCAGUAUAGAAAAGAUAUUAAUGAAAUAUCCAUAAGAGCUUCCAAAGAAACAACUCUUGAAGUAAUGUUUAAAAAUAUCAUUAGCCUUUGGCAGAAAACUGAUUUCCACUUAUGUCCCUAUUACACUGAAACAUCUAGUGUUUGUAUUAUUUCAUCUGUGGAAGAUAUAACUACUCUGUUAGAAGAAUCUCUGAUGACAAUCUCAACCAUUAAAAGUUCUUGUUUUGUUGAACCAAUUAAGAAUCUUGUUCAUGCUUGGGAUCAUAAGUUAAAUCUCAUUUCCUGUACUCUGGAGGAAUGGUUAACUUGUCAGAGACACUGGAUUUAUCUGGAGCCAAUCUUUCAGGCUCCAGAAAUAAAAAGACAACUUCCAGAAGAAGCCAGACUCUUCUCUGUAGUUGAUAACAAAUGGAAAGAAAUCAUGAACUUUGCAGCAGAGACUCCAAAUGUUCUUACGGCAACUACAAGUGGAAUUUUUGAAAUACUGCAGAGCAACAAUGCAUCACUAGAAAAAAUACAGAAGGCUCUUGAGGAGUAUCUUGAAGUUAAACGUAUGAUUUUCCCAAGAUUUUAUUUUCUCAGCAAUGCAGAACUCCUUGAAAUAGUAGCUGAAAGUAAAAAUCCUGAUGUUGUACAGCCUCAUCUUAUGAAAUGUUUUUCAAAUGUGAGGAAGUUAUAUAUACGACCGCAACAUCAGACACCUCCAGUGGUUUUAAUGAUCAGAUCUGCUGAAGGAGAGAUUCUUCUAAUACCAAAGGGUGUUCGUAUUAGAGGUUCUGUUGAACAAUGGCUUAAAAAUGUUGAGAAUACCAUGUACAAUAUGGUAAGAAAGUUUAUAGAAGUUGGAAUUACAGAGUGGAAUCAAAUGGAAUUUAAAGAAUGGUUUUUUACCCAUCCAGGACAGGUGAUCUUGAUUGUGGAAAUGAUAGAAGACUUGGAUGAUCUGAUCAGCGUUCUAGAGCAACUUACAGAGAUAGCAUCAGAUAUUCUUCCCUACCACAAGCAAAGCACCUUAGAAGCUUUGAUUUCUUUGUCCAUCCAUAAUAGAGAUAUAUUAUCUUUACUGAUAGAUCAAGAGAUUGGCAUUAAAGAUUUUGAAUGGACAAGGCAAUUGCGUUACAAAUGGCAUGAAUGCAACCUGUGCACAGUUGUUCAAGGUUAUGCUUCCUUUGAAUAUGGUUAUGAAUAUUUAGGCUGCUCUCCACGCUUGGUUAUCACGCCUCUUACUGAUCAGUGUUGGUUAACUAUUACUGGAGCACUACAAUUAAAUCUAGGAUGCUGUCUUGCUGGGCCAGCAGGUACAGGAAAAACAGAGACAGUUAAAGAUCUGUCAAAAGCUUUGGGAAAAUUCUGUCUUACAUACAAUUGUUCUGGAAAUUUGGAUGAUAAGGUAAUGGCAAAAAUGUUCUUUGGGCUUGUUCAAUCUGGAUCAUGGUGUUGUUUUGAUGAGUUCAAUCGGAUUGAUAUAGAAGUCCUCUCUGCAAUUGCUUCACAUCUUCAGGCAAUUAAGGCAGCUAAAGAUAGCCUCAGUGUCAGAUUUGUUCUGGAAGGAAAAGAAAUCCGUCUGAAACCACACUGUGCAAUUUUUAUUACCAUGAAUCCUGGAUACAAAGGUCGUGUGGAACUUCCAGACAACUUAAAAUCAUUAUUUCGUCCUAUGUCAAUGGUAAUACCGGAUUAUGAACUCAUUGCUGAAAUAAUGUUGUUUUCAGAAGGUUUCAAAUCAGCAAAAUUACUCUCAGGGAAGAUAAUAAAUCUUUACCAACUUUCUAGCAAAAGACUAUCACUACAGGAUCACUAUGAUUUUGGCAUGAGAGCUAUAAAAACUGUAUUAAUAAGAGUUGGUCAAAGGCGUCAAGAAUAUAAUAAAAAAAGGUUUUCUGCAAGGGAAGAAACUCUAAUCACAAUUGACAUAUUGAAAGAAGUGAAUUUGCCAAAGUUAAUUGCUGAAGAUGUUCCAGUAUUUGAAGACAUUAUCAGAGAUCUCUUUACAGAAAUGGAAGUUCCAAAAGUAAAUCCUAAACGAUUAGAGAGUGCAAUAUCUCUUGCAAUACAGCAUUUAUCUUUGCAGCCUUGGGAAAAUCAGAUAGAAAAGGUUAUACAACUAUACAAUCAGCUUAUGGCUCGUGCUGGUGUGAUGCUUGUAGGCCCCACAGGUGGAGGAAAAACUACCAUCAGAACAAUUUUAGAAAAAGCUUUGAUAAUCUUUCCAUUAGUUGAUAUGGAAAGUGCUACCAAACUUGAUGUUUUUCAGAAUAAUUCAAAGAGAAGCAAAGUGGAUACCUUUGUUGUAAAUCCAAAGUGUGUUACUAUUGAUGAACUCUUUGGACAGACAAAUCCUAGUACAAUGGAAUGGUCAGAUGGAUUAUUAUCAUCAGCAGUUCGAGGAUUUACCAAACUUGGAAUAAAAAAAGUUAAAAGAAAAGAUACAAGCCUUGGUGAAACUGCUGUUGACUGGCAGUGGAUUAUCCUUGAUGGCCCAGUAGAUCCACUUUGGAUAGAAAACUUAAAUUCUGUGCUAGAUGACAGCAGAACAUUAUGUCUUGCUAACAGUGAAAGAAUUUAUCUAUCAUCAGCCUUCAGAGUGAUAUUUGAAGUAGACAGUGUAUCUCAAGCCAAUCCAGCCACAAUUAGUAGAUGUGCCAUGGUUUACGUGGAUCCUGCUGAUUUGGGAUGGGAGCCUUAUGUCAAAACAUGGCUGCAAGGCAUUUCUGAAAUAAUACCAGAAAAUUGUAUUGAAUAUCUUGAAAGUUUAUUUCACUCAAGUAUAAAGAUAGGGUUAACUUUUCUAAAUAAACAUAAGAAAAUGCAAGCAUUUCCUGUACAUCAGUUGGGGAUAGUAAUGAACAUUUGCAGAAUUAUCGAUUCAUUUAUUCAUGUAAUGAAACUAAGUCAAGUAUCACAAGAUAGUAAGGGCGGUGAGAUAUGGUUGUGGGAAAAGGAGCCUAAUAAAAUGCUCAUAUUAUUGGGGAAAAUUUUCAUAUUUGCAUUCACUUGGGCUGUUGGAGGAACUUUAAAACGAGAGGAAGAGCAUGAAGGUGAAACUCUCAUUGAUAUAAACACUAGCCAAGAUGAACUUGCACAUGUAACAUCUGACUUCAAUUAUCUUGUUCGUGAAUUAUUUGACAAAAAACCACCUACUAAUAUCCAGAUGCCACCUGGAGAUAAAACUGUUUUUGAUUAUUUUGUGGAUUUACAAACAGGAGAAUUUGAACCAUGGGGACAUUUAGUUCCCAGCACGCAAUUUCUUAUCCAGAAAGGAGAUCCUGGCAGUGGAAAGACUACUAUGAUAGAUAAUAUGCUUGGAAGACUCCAAAAAGAUGGAUUAAAUAUAAGGAGGAAAACAAUAUUAGGAGAGGUCUUUUACUACAAUGAAACUAAAAUAACAAGCUUGAACUACAGUUUGCUGAAAACAGAUCAAUUUCGUAGCUCUUGGAAAAUAACACAUUCUUCAACCAGAGAAUUACUUUCAGCUCUCAGCUCAGUAAGAGAGGAUUCUGAGGUAGAAGAACCAUCUUCAGGGCCUGUCAUUUGUAAAUUACAAUUAGGUGCCCGUACAACUGCAGCUCAAACGAAGAGUUUGAUCACCCAGAAAUUAAUACUGAAAAGUAAAGAUGUCAUAGGUGCGCCACAAUCUCAACAAGCACUACUGUUCAUUGAUGAUCUGAACAUGCCAGUUGCAGAAAUAUAUGGAUCCAAGCCACCAUUAGAGUUCAUCCGUCAGUUUGUGGAGUUGGGAGGAUUUUAUGACACUAAACACCUUGAAUGGAAACAUGUUCAGGACAUUGCCACAGUUGCAUGCUGUACACCUCUAAACGUAGGAAGUAAUGAGAUUAGUACUCGUCUUCUGUCCCAUUUUUGCAUCUUAGUUUUGCCUGCAACUUCCUUACAGUCUUUGCAACGCAUUUUCCAGGUACGUCUGGGAACAUACUUUUACAUCAACAGAUUCUUGGUUGAAGUUCAGAAGUGUACAGAUAAUUUAACAUGCUGCUCUAUUGCACUGUACUAUAGAAUGCUUCACAAAAUGCUUCCAACACCUGCUAAAUGCCAUUAUAUAUUUAAUCUACGAGAUCUUUUUAAGGUACUUGAAGGACUACUUCAAGCCAACAAGUCAGUUAUUGUCUCAAAAGAAACAACAGCAUUAUUGUUUAUGCAUGAAUCUACCCGAAUUUUCCAUGAUCGUCUGGUUGAUCUAGCAGAGAAGGAGACAUUUUAUCAAUUUCUUUCAAAUGAGCUCAACAAUUAUUUUAAAAUUGGAUGGAAUGGCAAUGGAAAAGCAACCUGUGCAUCCUUAGCCAGUUAUAUAUCUGAAUGCAGUAUCUAUAGGUUAUCUACUUCCUAUAGUUACACCUUUGCACAUUUUCAAGAGGAUAUUAAAAAAGUCUAUAAACAAGCUGGAGCAGAAGGCAAGAGGACCAUUCUUCUCAUUACAGAUUCAGAUAUAAUUCAAGAAUCAUUUGUGGAAGUCCUAAGUUGUAUUCUGAAAUCAGGACAAGUGCCCCACCUAUUUGAGAAGGAUGAGUUGAAUAACAUUAUUGAAUCACUUACAUCAAUUUCUGAAAUGGCUAAGGAAUCCAACAAAUUGGAUGAUAUGUAUUCUUUCUUCUUACAGAGAGUACGCCACAACCUUCAUAUAGUUUUGACAAUAAAUCCUACAGGACUGGUUUUCCGUCAGUAUUUACAGAUAUAUCCUGCCAUUGUGAAUUGCUGUACAGUAGACUGGUACGAAAAUUGGCCUGAAGAGGCCCUUUGCCACGUAGCAAAAAGUUAUUUUAGCCAAAGUGAGACAUUUAGAAAUGAGAAUGUAAAAGAUACUCUUAUCCCUAUGAUUGUUAAUAUUCACAAGAAUGUAUCUAUAAUAAUUGAGAAAUACUUGAAGGAAACUAAAAGACACUAUUACAUCACUCCCAAAAGUUACUUGCAGUUUAUAAAUACUUUUUCCACAAUGUUGAGGACCACAAAAGAGAAAAUGCUGAGUGAAAGAGCUUGCUAUCAUUCUGGUUUGACAAAAAUCUUGGAUGGAACUUCACAGAUUGCAGAUAUGCAAGAUGAAUUGCUUGUCCUUGGACCUCAGAUAGAGUCAAAAUCAAAGGAAAUAGAAGAACUUGUAGCUAAACUUCACAAAGAUGCGUUAGUUGUAGAACAAGUUCGAACUUUGGUUAAAAAGGAUGAAGAAAUUAUGGCUGCGGAAACAAAAAUUGUGGAAGGGUAUGCUAAGCAAGUAACAGAAGAACUUAAUACUGUAUUACCAUCUUUGGAGAAGGCUCUUAGUGCUCUUGAUGCACUUGACAAAAAUCACAUUGCAGAAGUUAGAGUAUAUACUCAUCCUCCUCCACUUGUUUUAACUGUUAUGAAUGCAGUCUGUAUUCUUCUUCAAAAGAAACCAAACUGGGCAACAGCAAAAUUAUUACUGUCAGAUCCAGGAUUCCUGAAAAAAUUGAUUACAAUUGACAAAGAUAAUUUACCAGAAAAGGUUUUUCUGCAGUUAAAAAAAUAUGUGAGAUCAUCUGAUUUCAACCCAGUGAAAGUGGGACUUGUGUCUGUUGCAUGUUGCUCCAUAUGCCAGUGGAUUUUAGCUCUGGAUCACUAUCAUAUUGUUAAAAAGUUUGUAGAUCCAAAGCAAGCAAAGGUAGUGGAAGCAGAGGAAUUACUGAAUCGUGCACAUAGUAAAUUAGAUGAAAAACAAAGAUGUUUAGCCCUGAUUGAACAACAUCAACAAAAUUUAGAAGCAUUGUAUGAUGAAAGUAUUGCUGAACAGGAAAAACUUGCAGCCCGAAAAAUGCAAACGACUCGCCGUUUACACAGUGCAUCUAUAUUAAGCAUAGCUCUAAAGGGUGAAAUGGAACGCUGGAAAGAAUCUGUUAAUAACCUUGAUCAAAGAUUGCAAGGAAUUGUAGGUGAUGUCCUUAUAUCAGCAGCUUGUAUUGUCUACAGUGGAAUGUUAUCAGCGGGGUAUCGUCAACAGCUAGUCAAUGACAGUUUGAAACUCUGCAGUGAUAACAAUAUUUUGGUCUCUCCAAAUUACUCAUUGGUUAACUGCAUGACAGAAAAGAAUGAGGUCCGCAGAUGGCAAAAUGCAGGUUUGCCGCAUGAUCAAUACUCCACAGAAAAUGCAAUAAUUAUUAAACAUGGACAACGGUGGCCUUUACUAAUUGAUCCAGAAAGCCAAGCUUACAAAUGGAUAUGUCAAAUGGAAGGCACCAAAUUGAAACAAAUCAAUGCUACAGAUGCCAAUUACUUAAAAACAAUUGAAUAUUCUUUGCAGUUUGGUGAAUCAGUCCUUUUGCAGGAUUUUCCUGAAACAUUGGAUUCAAAUAUAAAAUCAAUCUUAAGCAAGGAGAUCUACAAAAAAGGAGGACAAGAAUUCAUUAGAAUAGGAGAUUCUGAAAUUCAGUACAAUUCAGACUUUCGAUUAUAUCUGACAACACAGAAACCCAAUCCUCAUUUUCUGCCAGCAACAUGCAAUGUUGUUACUAUGAUAAACUUCACUUUAACAUUCCAUGGUUUGCAAAAUCAGCUUUUAUCUGCAGUUGUAAAUAAGGAAAAACCUGAGCUUGAAAAACAGUACUGCAAGUUGAUGGAAAGCAUAUCAAUUGAUCUGGUAGCACUACAUGAAUAUGAACAAAGAUCACUUCAACUUUUGCAAAAAACAACUGGGCACCUUUUAGAUGACCAAGCCCUCAUUGAAAAUUUGCAGCGAACAAAAAUUACCUCGUCAGAGAUUUUUCAGCGUGUAGCAGAUUCAGCAGCAACAGAAGUCACCAUAGAAGGAUUGCGUAAAGCCUAUAUUCCUAUAGCAACUCGUGGUGCUGUGCUCUACUUUGUAAUAUCAGAACUUGUACACAUCAACCAUGUCUAUCAGUUUUCACUGAAUUGGUUUCAUAAGAUCUUUGUAGAUUCUAUAGAUAAUGUGAAAAAAAGUGACAUUUCUCUCAGUGAUUCUCUUUCAAGUACAAAAAUAAGUGAAUAUAAGGUACAAAGUGAAGAAACAUUAACAAAAAGUGAGACUGAGAUAGAUCACUUCAAAAUACAUAUUGAUGAUAUAAUUGAGACACUAACAUAUCAUGUCUACGAGACAGUUUCUUCAGCUGUGUUCAAUAAAAAUAAGCUAUGCUUUGCUUUCCUGCUUUGCACAGCAAUCAUGAAAAAUAAUUAUGGUGAAAAUGUAUUCACAAAUAAGCUUGGAUUUAUAUCAGAGAAUGAGUGGAAUUUCUUCCUGUACUCUGGCAUGAUAGCAAAUAUUAAGCAACCAUCAAUCUCUGACUGUAAUGGUUCAUGUGUAUUUAACAAAACGGCUCCAUUCCACUGGAUAAAUGAAAUAAUGUGGAAAGAAUGUCAGUGCAUGAGUACUCAAAUACCUGCAUUCAGCCUAUUGUGCAGUUCUCUGUCAACAUAUCCUCAACAGUGGAAAGAUUUUCUAGAUAGUGAGAAUGUGUAUGAUUUAAUUAAUUCAGAAUCACAGCUAGCAGGAGAAAGUGAAGAUGAUGAGGAGAGUAUACCUGUAAUUUUCCCUUGGGAGAAGCUUUCUCCAUUUGAAAGACUUAUCUUGAUAAAAGUUCUCCGUUCAGAAAUGUUAAACCAUGCAGUACAAAUAUUUGUAACUGAGAAAUUGGGAACUAGGUAUUUUCAGACUGGAGGAAUUAAUUUAAAAGGAAUGUAUGAGGAAUCUGAAUCUACAACUCCACUAAUUCUCAUCCAUACUCAUGGGAUAGACAUUACAGCAGUUGUCUUGCGCUUUGCCCAAGAAAUAAAAAGUACACAAAAUGUGCAAAUGCUAUCUCUGGGACGUGGCCAAGCCAGCAAAGCAGAGGAAUUUAUAUAUAAAGCACAAAUACUGGGUGAACAGUGGGUAUUCCUUCAGAAUUGCCAUCUUGCAACUUCAUUUAUGCCAAGAUUGUGCAAAAUUGUUGAUUCCUUUGUCCUACCUGAUACAACUAUAAAUCCAGGAUUUAGACUAUGGUUAAGUUCAACACCAGAUACAUCUUUACCCAUACCUAUACUGAGAAGAGGGCUAAAGAUAGUAAUAGAAACUCCACAAGGACUAAAAGGAACAUUACUUCAAACUUUUGGAUUAAGUGACACUAGUGUAGUAACAGAAACUAUAUUUAAUAAGACCAACUGUGGGCCAUCAUGGAAAAGAUUGUUGUUUAGCCUAUGUUUCUUCAAUGCUGUCAUUCAUGAAAGAAAGAAAUAUGGAGUUUUGGGCUGGAAUAUUCCAUAUGCUUUUAAUUCUUCAGAUUUAGAGUUUUCUAUCAAAAUAUUGGAAGUGCUCCUUGAGAAGCACCAAAGGAUUCCUUGGACAGGAUUGCAUUAUUUGACUGGAGAAGUAACAUAUGGAGGCCAUGUAACUGAUAAUUGGGACCGUCGAUGCUUGCUUAGCAUUUUAGAUAAUUUUUAUAAUCCUUCUGUACUGCAAGAAGAUUUUGUUUAUACUGCUGAUGAGGUGUAUCGACCAAUAUCUGAAGUAGAUAGUUUAAAAGACUGCAGAACCUAUCUACAAUCUCUUCCAGAAGUGGAUUCUCCAGAAAUUUUUGGAAUGCAUCAUUGUGCUGAAAGACAAUAUUUAAAAGCUCAGGCAGAAUCAUUUAUCACUUCAAUUGUCAGUACCCAACCAACAUAUAGCACAGACAUUAUCAGUGAUAGAAUGGGCCAGGAUGAAAUUGUACUGGGAAUAGUAUCUGAUAUUCUAAUAAGGCUCCCAUUGACCGUAGAGAAUAUGGAAGGGGCAUCUACCAAUGAAUAUGUGUCUACAGAAAUUGUAACCCUGAGAAGUUUCAUUUCACCUUUGCUACCUGUCUUGCGCCAAGAGAUAGACCGUUGUAAUAAUUUACUAUACUUAAUAAUUCGGUCAUUACAAGAACUUCAGCAAGGAAUCAAAGGAAAAAUUAUCUUCACUAAAAGAUUAGAAGAACUUUAUAAUUCAAUAUUGAAAGGCAGAGUAGCUGAUCUGUGGGAGCAAAGUUCUUUUAAGACAAAUAAACCUUUAGGAUCCUGGAUUGAUGAUCUCAUUAUACAAGUGAAUUUCUUUGCCAUGUGGGCUGAUCGUAUUAUCACCUUUAUGCAAGCAAGGUUUAAUGAUUUACUGGUGCUUCAGAGACAAAGCAAAAUACCACAACAUCUUGAUGAAUAUCCUGACUUUCAUGCCAGUUAUCAAGGACAUCCUAGCUGUUUUUGGCUUCCAGGUUUCUUUUUUCCACAUGGAUUUCUUAUUGCUGUGUGUCAGAAUUAUGCUCGAUUGAAUAAAGUAACAGUGGAUUCACUUACUUUUACACAUAAAGUGCUUCCUUUAACUCAAGAUGAAGAUUUCAGCUUCAAUAGAAAGGAAAGCAUAUUAAACAAAGCUUUUAAGAUUACCUUCAGUCCAAGUUACUGUGGUGAAGAAGACCAGCUUUUAUACAAAUGUCCUUUAUACAAGACACCUCAAAGAACAGGAAUACUGUCUUCUAUGGGUGAAUCUAUAAAUUUUGUAACUGAAGUUAAUCUGCCAAGUCUGGUAACUCCUAGCCACUGGAUAAUGAGAGGAGUUGCACUGUUAUGUCAACUGGACGAUUAG
This is a messenger RNA of Notechis scutatus (mainland tiger snake), 12426 nucleotides long. NCBI's taxonomy places the organism in Eukaryota, Metazoa, Chordata, Lepidosauria, Squamata, Elapidae. The record is from RefSeq and is a predicted model, not a curated record.